AUGCCUGGUAUAUCAUGGAUGACGCCCAAACAGUCAGUUUGGAUGAAAACUAAGGUGGAUGGAUUCAGCCUAAGCCAGCUGCAGGGUGAAACAACAACUUUCCUUUCCAAUACAUCCUGUGAAUGGUUCGAGAAGUGGCCUGAAGCCGCUGUGCAUUUCAAAGAUAGCAAAACUGGUAUUCCACUUAUGUCAUUCCAGUUGUCAGAAAAGCAGACAGAGGAAUUAGCCCAACAUCUCAAACAACGAUGUUCCAAACUCCGCUCUUACUUUUACCGCAGCAACUCCGCUGCUGUGCAAGAAUGGGUGACACAAUUCACUAAAACGGUAACGAAGCUCAUGGGCUCCACCACCACUCACACUUGUGGGCCUUCUGCAGUGGAACAUUUCAUUCAGACAGAGUACAAGGACAACCUUACCGCCAUGGCUGCAUGGGGAGAAGAAUAUGUGUUAAAGAUGCAGCGGGAAGCGAAAGCUGAAUGUGAGUUACAUGCGAAGAAGGCCAAAGCUGAGAUGGAGGCACUGUCCAAUCCCACUGACUCUGCAAAGUUACAGUUGGAACAGGAGCGUGUACCUUGGGGGACCAGACCCUCGUUUUCCACCAUGGCAAGGGCACUACUGGCUUCAACUUUCAUGAUACACUCCCAGACCAUCAUGCACGAAUCAUUGAACCAUUCACUACAUUUUUUAAAGGGUGCUUUUGCUGUUCCUGCCCAGGAGCUGAUGCCAUACUCAUCUCCAUCUCCGUCAAGUAUCAAUACUAUUGUUCCCAUUUUGGACACCUCCGACGUUAUCGCUGGUCCCACUGCAACUCCAGGAGUCUUGCAUGCCUUGGCCAAUCAACAUUUAUCCUUGGAGCCAAUGCCAUACUCGUCUCUGUCUCCAUCGAGUAUCAAUACUAUUGUUCCCAUUUUGGACCCCACCAACAUUAUCACUGGUCCCACUGCAACUCCAGGAGUCUUGCAAAUCUCAGCCAAUCUACUUUUCUCCUUCAACUCUUCGCAUCCUGAUGGGAUCCACCCCUCCUUUGAGGAUUUCUUGUUCCAUCCAGUGCCCAUUCCCAAUGAUUCACUGAAUCUGUCAGACAAUUUCUUGCUCAAUCUGUUGAAUGAGGCCAUCGCCAACUUUCUGGCUCGCACGCAGUCAUACAAAUUCUCAACAACUGCAGCUGCAAUGAACGAGAGUCCAACACUACCUCCCUUUCCAUCCGCAGAUGAGUCACAUUCUCCUUGUAAUGAGGGUGUAGCAUCUGCUCGUAUAGAGUCCAAGAUCCCCUCUGGUGGCAUUAAGAAGGCGCCUCGCCCUCGUCCAUUCAGAGGAGGAACUGACACUCGCCAUGAUCUAUAUCGUAGUUCUACUCCUUUGCCUUCUGUACUUCCUGCAAUGCCUGUAACUCACCCAGAUCCAUGGCUGCCUGCAGCUACUGAGCCUCCUGUUGAGACUCCUCUGCAGGCAACUGUGGCUGCAACUCAUGAAGCUCCCACACAAUCUCAAGCUACCGAACCUCCUGCUGUGAUUUUUGAAGCUACUGUGGCUUCUCCAGCAACUCUUGUUUCAGCACCCGGAGCCAUUGUCACAUCCUCUCACAGAGUUGAGGUGGCGGGUCAGCUACCUGACAAGGAGCCCAUGGUGGUUGAUGAGAACUGCGCUGCAGCGGCCGUGUUCAUGUUCCAUCUACUCGCACAAUGGAAGCUAACAAUAUUGGCGCUGACAACACUGGAAGAAAGCCAUGAAAGUCACGCAAAUUGGCAGGCUCCUUCCCAGCCCCAUGGUUCCAGUGUUGAGGGGUAUCUGAGGGAACUGGAAACUUGA
Molecule: messenger RNA, 1809 nt
Organism: Suillus discolor
Lineage: Eukaryota; Fungi; Basidiomycota; Agaricomycetes; Boletales; Suillaceae
Exons: 9
Coding region: 1-1809 (602 amino acids)
Source: RefSeq, a predicted model, not a curated record